GCACCCCGCCCGUGGAGGAACGAAAGGAGAGUGUAGCCUGUAGACUGUAGACAAGUUAACCGGCGGCUCUCCAACAAAUCUCUCUCACUCAAGCCUCAAGGGCCUGAAGCAUUUGAGAAUUGAGACCAAGAUCAAAGAGGAAAGGCACGGGUGGAGUUGAAGGUUAUUUCAGUUUCAGGGUCAACUCAACUACUCUCAAGUGAACUCUACUCCCAAGCUUUUGUUUAGAUGCGUCAAGAAACUUGAAUUGGAAAGAGUAGAUGGAGAAAACACGUGCUCUCUUCAAGCGUCCGUUCACUGUUAUUAGAAGCUUCAGUACUUCUGUUCCUUCAUCAACUGCAGCAACAAGUGUAGCAAAGAAAUUCAAAUGCAGAAUGAAGAAGAACCUAUUUGAAGUUGCUCAGUUUCUUCCCAAUUGGGGAAUUGGAUAUCAGAUGGCAAAGAAUCACUGGACUGGGGUGUCUUACCAGAUUACUAAGAUCAAUCUCUACAAGGAUGGUCGACAUGGUAAGGCAUGGGGAGUUGUCUACAAAAAUGGCAUUCCAUCUGCAGAUGCUCCCAAGAAAAUAAGUGGGGUUCACAAGCGUUGUUGGAGGUACAUUCCAGCUGAGACAAAGAAAACAAUAGAAAACCGACCAGAAUCACAACAAGUUCAAGUGGUUUAAUCGUUAAAUAUAUGUAGUUCGGCUCAGAUUCUAUUUGAUGUUGCAGCUAAGUCCUGCCACAGACACGUACAGUUGUUGUUAAUUUUAUUUACUUUGCAGUUUAAAAUUAAGCACAUAGCUAGGUUUAGCAAAUUAAGCAACGAAAUUUAUGUAGGCUGACCUGAGUAAGGGAAAAUGUUAUUUAAUACUUAUUUUAUGCUUCUAACAUUUCUAGCUCAUGAAGCGUCUUGCAUUGCUUAUUCGUGUUGUA
Messenger RNA from Nelumbo nucifera (sacred lotus), 915 nucleotides. RefSeq lists its product as uncharacterized. The record is from RefSeq and is a predicted model, not a curated record. Gene Ontology annotation, molecular function: structural constituent of ribosome. NCBI's taxonomy places the organism in Eukaryota, Viridiplantae, Streptophyta, Magnoliopsida, Proteales, Nelumbonaceae. Gene Ontology annotation, cellular component: mitochondrion.